Brienomyrus brachyistius is the source of this 2624-nucleotide messenger RNA. It is a transcript of the gene rer1, whose product is annotated as retention in endoplasmic reticulum sorting receptor 1. The record is from RefSeq and is a predicted model, not a curated record. Bases 145 to 735 code for a protein of 196 amino acids. Gene Ontology annotation, cellular component: Golgi membrane. Gene Ontology annotation, biological process: protein retention in ER lumen; retrograde vesicle-mediated transport, Golgi to endoplasmic reticulum. The transcript is spliced from 7 exons. NCBI's taxonomy places the organism in Eukaryota, Metazoa, Chordata, Actinopteri, Osteoglossiformes, Mormyridae.
UACAGUAUUUCCAAUACGGUCCUUUCUCCGGAGUUGUGCUGCUCCACCAGCUGCCUCUUAACUCCCAGAUCGCUGAACUCGGCAGCAUAGUCGUGCAAUGUCUUCUUUUUUCUCCCCAUCUUUAGGAGAACAUACAGAAGCAGGAUGUCGGAAGGAGAUAGUGUUGGAGAGUCCAUCCAUGGGAAGCCAUCAACGAUUGCAAGUUUUUUCACACGGCUUGGACAGGUUUAUCAGUCGUGGUUGGACAAGUCAACACCGUUCUCAGUGGGCCGGUGGGCUGUGACAGUCAUUUUAACAGCUCUCUACAUGAUAAGGGUGUACAUAUUGCAGGGAUGGUACAUCGUUUCCUACGCACUGGGCAUCUACCACCUCAACCUGUUCAUUGCUUUUCUCUCACCGAAAGUGGACCCUUCACUCUUGGAUGAUGCUGAUGAUGGGCCUUCUCUACCUACGAAGCAAAACGAAGAGUUCCGGCCCUUUAUUAGGAGGUUACCCGAGUUCAAAUUCUGGCAUUCGGCCACAAAAGGCAUCAUCGUCGCGAUGGUCUGCACAUUCUUUGAAAUCUUCAAUGUGCCGGUGUUCUGGCCAAUACUCGUAAUGUACUUCAUCAUGCUCUUCUGUAUCACUAUGAAGAGGCAGAUAAAGCAUAUGGUCAAGUACCGAUAUUUGCCCUUCACACAUGGGAAAAGGAAGUACAAAGGAAAGGAGGACACGGGGAAGGCAUUUCAUAGCUAAAUUUUUCUCCUGAGCAAUGAAUAUGUUGAGCAAGAAAGAGCUGGAAGUGUAUAGGGCAGUAGUGUGUGUGUGUGUGUGCGCGCGCGCGCGUGUGUCUUUUUAAAGGAAAAGAGUUUUGAUCUAUUGUGAAGUAGUGACUAAGGGGACAGUUAAUUUCGUAAGAUUUAUUUGCAUUCACUGCCGUGUGUGUGUGUGUUUGGGGGGGGGGGUUGGGAGAUCUUGCUGCUGCUGCCAAUUCUUCUGCAGGUACAGUGCAGUGUGUGUGUCUCCCCCUCCCAGCCACCCCAGCAAGGUGGUGUUGUACAGAAUGUAGUAGUACGUUCGCAGUGUGGAAAUCCCGAUACUUUCUUGCCGGUGACGGUAUUUAUCCUGUGAUAUUCAGGGAUCAUACAGAUUAAUAAAUCUCUUUUUUUUCUGCCUUUGGCCAAGUCAUGUGACCCAUAUUAAAUGGCUAUAACAUAUUUAUUAAUUAUUUUAUUUUUUGUUCAUAAUUGCCAAGAUUAAUUGUGCCUUUAAUCAGUUCUUGUUAAUGCAGUUACUUUGUUUUGAUUUAUACCCCACCCCCCACCCCACAUUUUUUAAAACUGCACCCACACGUGUUGCUACUUUGAAAUGUCUGUUAAAUUGUCUGUUGGGUGCAUUUCCUGGUCCUGAUGAGGAAAUGAAAGGCACGCCAGGCCGUACUCCGCUUGACGCCGGCCCUCAGACCGUCUCUCUGCUCCUGCUUAUUAAGACGUCUUCGCUGCCUGAGCUGCUCUGUGUCACUUUGCCUCGAGUCUGUGUGUGGAUUGAGAGUGAUCACGUCCCCUCUCUGGGAGAGAGAUACUGUUUUCAUAAUUCCUGUUUUUUUUUACUCUUUAAUUCCAAAUUUUCUAAGGAAAAAUGCUUACCUAGAAAUAGAUUACGUAGAUUGCAGGUUUUUUUUUUUUUUUUUUUUUGCAUUAAGGUAUAAUUUCUUUGCCCCUUUCCCCACCGUUUAAUCCACCAAAGGAUUUAGUUGGUCCGCGAGCCAGAUCUCCAGGAAACCCCCAUAUUCCGGGGAACUGGCUCUAUGGAAUGCUGGCGUCGUCCCAUCAAUGAAUGUAUCUGUUGUGCAUAGUUUAAGAAUCUGACAAAUGGAACUUCUGCUAGAACCGUGUUUGUGUGUGACUGUGCACUUCGGUCAGCUGCACACACACAGUCUCACAAAUCGCAGCUCAAAUGAAAUAUUAGAAACUGCACAUUUUUCGUUCACUGCCACAACCUGAACUGACUAGAGUUUAUCUGCCAGGCUUUUGCUUCCUGGGAGGGGUGGGUACAUCUAUGUAAACAAGAACUGGAAGAUACCCGAUUGAUAAUAGUCUCAACCAGUAAUAUCCAGAAUAAUAAUGAAUCGUCAAGGACCCCCCCUAGCAUAUCAGCCAGGAUAAUUUACACCGAGGGCAGAUCAAAAAAAUGGAACUAGGAUAUAUACUCCUUAGAGACGCUUUUUAACAGUAUCUGUUAUACAUCCCUGUUUGUGCCGGUCUGCCGUUUUCCAGUUCGAAAGCUUAUCAAAACAGAGCUAAAUCAUUCCAAUAAAAAGCAAGACAUUUACUAUGUUGGACUGAGAUGUACAAGUUACUUUAAGGGUGGGGGGGUGUUUGUGUGUACAGUAAAAGCUUGUGGGUAUGCAAAUAAAAAAAAAUGUUUUCCUGAUGUUCUUUGCAUCAUGCUAAUUAUGUUCCAGAGGCCUCAUGUUUUGUGGGCCUUAGCCAAAGGCUCCAGCAAAGCUUAGACUCCUUGGAAAGAAUUUGCAUGUUUUUCCCCCCCAUGUGUUCCAGAUGUGAGCAAAGACGUACAUUAAAGAUGAAUGCUGAAGUGUAAUUUUUCACUCCAAAUUGUAUUAAAGAGACUGUUCCUUUCUGUUU